Molecule: messenger RNA, 1396 nt
Organism: Rubroshorea leprosula
Lineage: Eukaryota; Viridiplantae; Streptophyta; Magnoliopsida; Malvales; Dipterocarpaceae
Source: the annotation of a GenBank genome assembly
CAAUAUCUUGUUUUUGUUUCCUUCCUCAUAACAAAUCUCGGGUUUUACUAUCUUUCCUUCUUUAAAGCCCUUCCUUUGGAAACCCUGUUGCGUCCGUUUCCAGAGCAAAGCCAAAAACCCCUCCGCCUGCGUCUUCCUUUUUAUCCAUAUACAGAUAUGAAGAAGGAGGAUCAAACCAGGUCUCUGUUUGGGAUUUCCCUCUCUGAUCGACCCAAAUGGCAACAAUUCCUCAUUUGCUCAUCUGGAUUCUUCUUUGGCUACCUCGUUAAUGGCAUUUGUGAGGAAUAUGUGUAUAAUCGGCUUCAAUUCAGCUACGGGUGGUAUUUCACUUUUGUACAAGGAUUUGUGUACCUGAUGCUGAUAUACCUUCAAGGCUUCACGACGAAGCAAAUGGUUAAUCCAUGGAAAACGUAUGUCAAACUCUCUGCCGUUCUAAUGGGUUCUCAUGGAUUAACCAAGGGGUCUUUGGCCUUCCUUAACUACCCCGCACAGAUAAUGUUCAAGUCCACAAAGGUACUGCCUGUCAUGAUUAUGGGUGCCUUCAUUCCUGGCUUGAGAAGAAAAUACCCACUUCAUGAAUACGUCUCUGCGUUGCUUUUAAUUGUUGGUCUUAUCCUUUUCACCUUGGCAGACGCCCAGACAUCACCAAACUUUAGCAUAGUUGGUGUUAUAAUGAUAUCUGGUGCAUUAAUUAUGGAUUCCUUUCUAGGUAACUUUCAAGAGGCAAUUUUCACCAUGAAUCCUGAUACAACCCAGAUGGAGAUGCUGUUCUGCUCAACAGUGGUUGGGAUUCCUUUCUUACUGGCACCUAUGAUUCUCACUGGAGAGCUCUUUAGGGCUUGGAGUUCUUGUUCUCAACAUCCUUACGUGUAUGGCGUGUUAGUGUUUGAAGCCAUGGCUACUUUUGUUGGGCAAGUGUCUGUCUUAUCCCUCAUUGCUCUUUUUGGUGCUGCUACUACUGCCAUGAUUACAACUGCUAGAAAGGCAGUUACAUUGUUACUCUCCUACAUGAUAUUCACAAAGCCAUUAACAGAACAGCACGGAACAGGACUGCUGCUCAUAGCCAUGGGAAUCAUACUAAAGUUGUUGCCAGACAAUAAACCUGUCUCAAGGACUUCGACCUCAAAUGUCGAUACCAAGCAAACUAAAUCCUCUUCCAGUGAAGCGAAAAGGGUAAUGUUGGAUGGCGAAGAAACAGAAGAAGAGAACAGACCCUUAGUAUGAUUAUUUCUUGCAGAAUCACACCUUUUUAAAAUUUUUUUUCUUGGCCUAAAGGUUACUUGUUAAUUUUGGAGAAGGGACAGCAAAGACAGAAGGGGUGGGAGAGCCGGCUAAUAAUUAUUUGACAUUCACAUUUUUUUCUCUCUUGAAAUUUGAAUAGAAGUACACAAACAAU